AUGGAUAAUGAGAUCACCCCGGCGCCACCAAUAGGAGUGACUGCAUCCAACCAAGUCAACCGUCAGGAUACCACCGCUGCCGCUGGCUCGGCCGCUAUUCAGAAGCUCAGCAACGAGGACAACAUUCCAGGAAGCCCUUUUGCCUUCUCGCCGACCCAGUUGUGCGAGUUGAUCGAAAACCGAAACCCCAAUUCGCUCAUUGCCUUUGAGGGUCUGACUGGUCUUGCCACCGGCCUCCUCGCCGACAUCGAUGCCGGCCUAGGCGUCGACGAGAACAUCAUCGACGGGGCGAUCUCGACCCCAAACACGUAUAGAAGUAAUCAAGACAUGUCAGCCAGCUCCCAAACGAACAGCAAGUCCUUCACGAAACUAACCUCGGCCGCUGGUAACUUCACCGAUCGGCGAAGGAUCUAUGGCGAAAACCGUGUGCCCGGAAGGAAACCCAAAACCUUCCUUCAACUGCUUUGGAUGGCUUUCAACGACAAGCUCAUGUUCCUCUUGACGGCCUCCGCUACCGUUUCGCUUGCACUUGGAAUCUAUCAGUCUGUUGCCGAUGCUGGGCAAGGUACGAGUAUCGAAUGGGUGGAGGGCGUCGCCAUCAUCGUCGCCGUCGCCGUCAUCGUCCUUGCGACGGCCAUCAACGAUUACCAGAAGAACUCCAAGUUCCAGAAUCUGAACCAGAAAAAGGAAGAACGAACCAUCACCGUAAUCCGAUCAGGCAGACACCGGCCCAUUUCCAUAUUCGACAUCCUCGUCGGGGACGUUUUGCAUCUGGAGGCCGGAGAGGUCGCUCCCGCGGAUGGCGUCCUCGUGCAGGGGUUUGGCAUCCAGUGGGAUGAGUCCGCCCUGACCGGCGAGUCGGAUCUAGUUGCCAAGUCCCCCGUCGCGGACGAUGCCCAAACAACAAUCGACCCCUUCAUCCUCGGAGGAACGAAGAUCACGGCCGGCGUGGGGAAAUACCUUGUGCUCGCUGUUGGCGUCAACUCUUCCUACGGCAGGAUCAUGAUGUCUCUGAGGGACGAUAUCCAAGAGACGCCCCUUCAGCAAAAACUUGGUGUUCUAGCCAAGUACAUCAUCACCUUCGGCCUGGCGGCGGGUGCCAUCUUCUUCACAAUCAUGUUCGUGCGCUUUCUCGUUGAUCUUAAGAGCAUUCAAGGCGGCCCCAAGGAAAAGGGCCAUGCCUUCCUGGAGGUCCUGAUUCUAUCAAUCACAGUUGUCGUCAUCGCCGUGCCCGAAGGCCUCCCGCUCACCGUCACCCUGGCUCUGGCGUUUGCAACGACCAGGAUGCUGAAGGAUAACAACCUCUUCCGCCUACUUCGGUCUUGCGAAAUCAUGGGGAACGCAACGACUGUCUGCUCAGACAAAACCGGCACCCUCACCACGAACCAAAUGAGCGUGGUGACGGACAUACUCGGUUCAUCGAUUCCUUUCCACGAUGCCCUCCUUGCGCCGGCUGCAAACGACGACGACGACGCCGUUUCUCCUUCGACAGCUGAAACCAUCAGAGUGCUCCCGAGCGAGGUCAAAGAGCUUUUGAAGACGGCCUUCGUUAUAAACUCGACGGCCAUCGAAACAAGCGAGCGUUCCAGGUUUAUUGGGUCGAGUACCGAGACGGCCUUGCUGAAGUUUGCACUUGAUCAUCUUGGCCUAGGUAGCUUGGACGAGGAAAGAGCCAACGGAAACAUUGUGCAGGUGAUACCCUUUGACGCCUCCAGGAAGUGGAUGGCGGUCAUCGUGAAGCUUGGAGACGGACGCCACCGAAUGCUGGUCAAGGGAGCGGCCGAGGUCGUCCUAGCCAGAUGCACCGAGAUCGUGCGGGAUCCAACGACUAACAAAGACGCCGCAAAGAUCACGCCCGACCAGAUACAGAUGCUGGACAAAAAGAUCUUGAGUUACGCCCGCCGGUCUCUGCGUGUAGUGACCAUCGCCUACCGAGACUUCGACGAAUGGCCCUUGCAGGAGUCCCUUCAACUGAACAGUCUUCCGGGUCUAGUGUUUUUCGGGGCUUUCGGUAUGCGGGAUCCUCUGCGGCCCGAAGUCAUCGAGUCAGUCCGGCAGUGCCAAUCUGCUGGCGUCUUCGUCCGCAUGGUGACGGGCGACAAUUUCUUCACGGCAAUCGCGAUAGCUUCGGAAUGUGGAAUCUACACCGCCGGCGGGAUUACGAUGGAUGGACCGACCUUCCGUAAGCUGUCGCCGAUGCAGCUCGACCUCGUCGUACCACGCCUGCAGGUUCUUGCCAGGUCCAGCCCCGACGACAAAUUACGUCUCGUUUCGCACCUCAAAAGCCUCGACGAGAUUGUUGCUGUGACGGGCGAUGGUACGAACGAUGCAUUGGCCUUGAAAGCAGCCGACGUCGGGUUUUCCAUGGGUGUCUCCGGCACUGAAGUGGCCAAAGAGGCUUCGGCAAUAGUUCUCAUGGAUGACAACUUCGCCUCUAUCGCCAAGGCCAUCUCUUGGGGAAGAGCCGUCAACGAUGCGGCCAAGAAGUUCCUCCAGUUUCAAUUCACCAUUAAUGUCUCCGCCGGGAUUCUAACGGUUAUCUCUGCUCUCGUCGGCGGCACAGAAUCCUCCGUCUUCCGCGUGGUUCAACUCCUGUGGAUCAAUCUCAUCAUGGACACCUUUGCCGCGCUGGCCCUCGGAACCGACUUUCCCACGCCAGAUCUACUCAAGCGUAGGCCUGAACCAAGAGGGAUAUCAGUCUUGGACACGACCAUGUGGAAGAUGAUUUUCGGCCAGUCCCUAUACCAACUCGCGGUGAUCUUCACCUUUCAUUACGCCGGAGAGAGGAUCUUCCAGUAUCACACGGAGCGGCAGUUGUUGGAGCUGCAGACCAUGAUUUUCAAUAUUUACGUCUGGAUGCAGUUCUUCAACCAGAUUAAGUGA
Molecule: messenger RNA, 2883 nt
Organism: Colletotrichum destructivum
Lineage: Eukaryota; Fungi; Ascomycota; Sordariomycetes; Glomerellales; Glomerellaceae
Product: Putative P-type ATPase, HAD superfamily, P-type ATPase, transmembrane domain superfamily
Exons: 2
Coding region: 1-2883 (960 amino acids)
Biological process (GO): intracellular calcium ion homeostasis
Cellular component (GO): plasma membrane; intracellular membrane-bounded organelle
Molecular function (GO): ATP hydrolysis activity; ATP binding; P-type calcium transporter activity
Source: RefSeq, a predicted model, not a curated record